AUGUUACCGGGAAUUGGUGUUUUUGGGACUGGGGCUAUUGCAAAAGUAUUGGUACCAUUUUUGAGAGAAAAAGGAUUUCCAGUAGAAGCAAUAUGGGGAGUGACCCUCCAAGAAGCCGAAGUUGCCGCAAAGGAAUUAAAGAUCCCAUUUUUUACGAAUAAAAUCGACGAUGUGUUGCUGAAGAAGAACGUAAGCCUGGUAUUCAUUGUGUGUGCACCAAAUUUACAUGCUCAAAUAUCUGUAAAAGCGCUUGGCAUUGGUAAACAUGUGGUCUGUGACAAGCCAGCUGGACUCUGCCAGGCUGAAGCCUUAAAGAUGGUGCGUGCUGCUCAGUAUUAUCCAACCCUUAUUUCCAUAGUCAACCAUUCAUUAAGAUUCUUACCUGCGUUCAGUCACAUGAGGAAGUGUAUUCAAGAAGGUUAUCUGGGAAAUCCUGAUGAGUUAACCCUUAUUGAUGUUAGAGUUCAGAUGGGUCCAUUAACGGGUGAUAAUUAUAACUGGUUAUGUGAUGAAACUAUGGGAGGUGGAACACUCACAUUAGUAGGUAGCCAUGUGAUAGAUAUUGUUUCUUUUCUAACCGGUCAAAAAGUGGUAAAAGUUCAUGGUGUGUUACGGACUUUUGUUGAAGAAACAAGUAAAGUGAAUGGUAUAAGGAAAAUUACAGCACCUGACUUUUGUACGUUCCAAUUACAAAUGGAUAAAGGUCUAUUAGUAACGGCCACAUUAAAUAAUCAUUUACCUGGACCAUGUUUUAACCAAGAGAUCUAUGUUUGUAGUAAGAAAGGCUACUUAGUAGUUAAAGGCGGAGACUUACAUGGAAAAUUACAUAAAGUUAAUGGUAAAAUCGUAGAAGAUGAUGGAAAGAAACAUCAUGAUAAAGAAGAGGUGAUAUAUGUUGAUGUUGAAGAUUUGAGUUGUGCAUCAAGUGUUGUGCCUAAACCUUACAUUAAAGGGCUAUGUAAAAUGAUUAGUGCUUUGAAAGAAGCAUUUCUACCAGUCAAGGAACAAAUGGAUUGGGUAAAGGAGCCUGUGAAAGCUGCAGCGACAUUUGAAGAUGGGCAAAGAGUGCAGGCUACAAUGGAGGCACUACGGCAGUCAAAUGAGGAUGGUUGUUGGACGUCAGUGCAGUUGUUAACAGAGCCUCCAGAUCCAAAUCCAGCAUUAUCAGCCGCAGUGAGACGCACGGCCAUAUCUUUACAAUAG
Molecule: messenger RNA, 1203 nt
Organism: Arctia plantaginis
Lineage: Eukaryota; Metazoa; Arthropoda; Insecta; Lepidoptera; Erebidae
Source: the annotation of a GenBank genome assembly